This is a messenger RNA of Rhodamnia argentea, 1214 nucleotides long. RefSeq lists its product as uncharacterized. The transcript is spliced from 2 exons. Lineage: Eukaryota; Viridiplantae; Streptophyta; Magnoliopsida; Myrtales; Myrtaceae. The record is from RefSeq and is a predicted model, not a curated record. Bases 223 to 1029 code for a protein of 268 amino acids.
UAAUGCUCCCCUCUGGAAAUAGAAAUAUUCUUACAUAGACAGAGACAUGUGUUCAUGUACGUACACUUGCACAAAGAAACAACACUAAAUCUACGGCCUUUUCGACUCCAAGCCAUCCGAAAAUAACGAGCGGCCUCUCCAUUUUCCUCCCUCCAUCUCUUUCCUUCGUCCAGUCGGAAACACGGGUCGAGAUCUGCAGCGCUCGAGACGUCGAGAGAGACGAUGAAGAAUGCGUCGAGGAUCAAGUUCUUGCAUUGCUUCAGACGGCCCGUUGUCAAUGAAGUGCUGCUCGAACCCGGGCGGAGACGGACCCAGCUCAUGCAUCUCUUGAUGGAAGAGGAGGACAAUGAGAAAGCGAGCGCGAAAUCGCCCUAUGCUCGAUCGAGGAAGCCUAGCUUUUCGCGCAUGUUAAAGUCCGCUCUCUUCGACAACGCUUUGGCUCGGAGUAUACGCAGGAAAAGAAGCAGUUCCCUUCGAAACUCAUUGUUGACGAACCGCUAUCAUCCCACCGAUGCCGAGCCAAGGGGGUCGUUGCGCGAUAAUAACGAUCAGAAGCUCAUCGAUGACCAGACGAAUUGCUUUUCCUCUACCUCUCCUUCUUCUUCUUCGUGUUCGAGUUCGGCAUUAGAACACGGAGACUGCGUGUCCAAGCCGUGGUCCCACGGUGGAUUCUCGUACAAUGUCUCGUCGACGAAGCAAGAGCGAAGCCCAGAUCGUCAAGAUCAGUCACCGAGGACGAAGCGAGCCAAGCUUCACAUGGCAUAUCUGCUGCUCAUUAGUCUGACCGGGACGGUGCUGUGUGGCAGAGCUUACGCGAUAGCCUUCGCCUCGAUGUGGCUUCUCGUGGUGACUCGCCGGCUCCUCCGGAGCAGCGUCAUGGACAGUGCCGAUGAUGUGAGGACCAUAAUAGAGAAGAGAGUGAAGGUUUCGCAGGUAGAGACGGGUGAGAAGAAGAGAAGAAAGACUGUAGCGCAGUUAAUUGUGGAAGUGCUAGGGAGGAUGCGUGGAAGGAACCGUCGGCAAAAAUGAAGAAAAGAGCCGCUGUUGCAUUAAAUCUUUUACGUGAAAAUGCCGUCUUUCGUGAUAGAUCAUGAUCGGGCAUCUAGUCAGUUAGACUUUUGGCGACGACAUUUUUGUUUUUCUGCAGAUUAUGGUUUGUACAUAUAUUCGUUUUGAAUUCGAAGUCAAGUUGGUAUCAAGGAAAAAAAUGGGGA